CAGUUCAUUUAAACACAUUAUAACAUAGUUAUCUGCAAGUCUCAGUUCAUUUAAACAUGAUUUAGUGUCAACACCGUUUUUAUUAUAUUUUUUUUUGAAAGAAGAAGUGCGUCUCAAUGGCAGUUUUCAAAAAGGCUCACUAAUGUCAUCUCUUACACAUAGUUUGCUCGUGCUGUGACUGCUUCCGUGUCCAGUUAGUGCGAAAAAUAUAAUUCCCAAUAACUACGCUACAUGAUUUUUUUUUAAAAUAACGCAACUGCGUUCGGUGCGUAAUUUUCUUUUCAGAAAAUGAAAUCGUCUCAAUUUAAGUAUGGUGUAAAAAAUAUUCGGUUUAAAAUCGGUUGGGACAUGAGAAUAUUAAUAUAGUUCAUCGGUGUGAAUUAAAAAGUGUGCAGUGACGUAUCAUGGGGGAAAGGGUGUAGCAAAUAUUGGGAUUCUUUUAAAUGUGCGUUUCUUGAGUUCAUGUUUUGUCAAGUAACUUUAGUACAUGGGAAGGUCACGCAUUGCUGUCACCAAUGUUUGGCGAGUUAUAACUAGUUUAUUAUAUUUUCUUUUAAAUCUUUAACAAGGGUUGUUUAGCUUUAUCAGUCAAGGUUUUAGAUUUUUUUGUAAAUAUGUAUAUAUUUUUUUUUUUAAAUUGUGUUUUUCCUCAACUGUGUCCGUUCUUUUUACACUGAUUUCAUUUCGAUGCCAUUUCCCUGUGGCAGGAACAAAAUAAACAUGGGAAUUCUAAUAGUGGCCUUGGCCCUUCUGGCGGUUGCAAGUGAGUAGUAAUUGUUCAUAAUUUCCUGCUUAAAUCAUAUUUAAUGUAAGUAUGCGGUAAUAAUAGGAAAUAUUUUAAAAUAAAAUAAGAGAAGACAGGGUGAGAUUAGAAGACAGGGUGAGAUUAGAAGACAGGGUGAGAUUAGAAGACAGGGUGAGAUUAGAAGACAGGGUGAGAUUAGAAGACAGGGUGAGAUUAGAAGACAGGGUGAGAUUAGAAGACAGGGUGAGAUUAGAAGACAGGGUGAGAUUAGAAGACAGGGUGAGAUUAGAAGACAGGGUGAGAUUAGAAGACAGGGUGAGAUUAGAAGACAGGGUGAGAUUAGAAGACAGGGUGAGAUUAGAAGACAGGGUGAGAUUAGAAGACAGGGUGAGAUUAGAAGACAGGGUGAGAUUAGGUCAGAUUAUUUCAUUCAACCAAAUCUACGGGGAAACACUUUUGGACAACAUAAAUUUUUUUAAAUUGAAUUUGUAGUCGCCUCUUUUUAGUUAUUAACUUAGUCAUUGACUGGACACAGUAGACAAAUGGGUCCAUAACUACCAAAACAAAAUGGUGGCCAGCUGCGUAUCGUUUUAUUUUCACUGUUGUGAAAUACUUGAGGUAGCCAGGUAGAAAGAAGCUCUACUAAUGAAAUUAAGGUGGCCAGGUAGUAAGAAGCUCUAUUGAUGAAAUUAAAGGUGGCCAGGUAGUGAGAAGCUCUACUGAUGAAAUUAAGGUCGCCAGGUAGUAAGAAGCGCCACUAAUGAAAUUAAGGUGGCCAGGUAGUAAGAAGCUCUACUAAUGAAAUUAAGGUCGCCAGGUAGUAAGAAGCUCUACUAAUGAACUUAAGGUGGCCAGGUAGUAAGAAGCUCUACUGAUGAAAUUAAGGUGGCCAGGUAGUAAGAAACUCUACUGAUGAAAUUAAGGUGGCCAGGUAGUAAGAAGCUCUACUGAUGAAAUUAAGGUGGCCUGGUAGUAAGAGUCUAACGAAAUUCCGUAUGGACUUUGUGUGUGUGUGUGUGUGUUUUCUUAAGCGAUUUGUUAUUCACUCACAGCCAUUAUCGGCAUCAAGGCAAAGCACGUUUGUUAACAGUGUGUUGCUAGGGAACACCGAAAAUGUGCUGUUGAGAAAAUGUGCAGCCGGCAGUCCCUUUAGCACUGCACACUGCUUGGUCACGUGGAUGUUCUCCUAUUGGCUGUUCUUCGGCUUAUAUAGUACGCGGCAGUCCCCCCUUCCCCCUCCCCCCUCCCCUUGAUGUUACAUUUAUAUUGGUGAAACACAAUUAGAGUUUUCUAAAUUGUUACAAACAUGUUUAGUCAUUUUCAGAACAACACACACGCACAUACACACACGUGCACACACUAACACACACAUACACACACGCACAUACACACACACACGCACAUACACACACGUGCACACACUAACACACACAUACACACACGCACAUACACACAUACACGCACACACACGCACAUACACACACGCGCACACACUAACACACACACACACACGCACAUACACACACGCACGCACACACACGCACAUACACACACACGCAAACUCUCCUGAUUAACAUUUUAUAAAAUUAUUCUCCAAGUGUUAAGUGGCCUAAAAACGUGUAAUAAAACCAUUUGACCAAGUUCCCCUCUUUGUCAUGUCAUAAUUAAUAAAAUCAUCGCAUCAAUAUAUAUAUUUUUUCUGGUAACAGGGGCGGAAGUAGUGAUUACCGUAACACCGGAAGUUGUGAACCCUGGGUUGACGCCGUCGUUCGCUGUUAACUGCGCCUUGGUUGAAAUGGAAGAAGUCAAAAUCGUGACACUAACCAUUUCAAGGUCAGUCCCAAAUGUGAUGGGUUCCUCUUAUGUUCCUGUUGUGAUGCUGUUGUGUUCCUGUUGUAUUCCUGCUGUGUCCCUACAGUGGUCCCGUGUCUUGAUGUUGGGAGCUGUGAACACAGCACCUGUAUCUUAUAAUAGGCUGCAAGUUCCUUUAAUAAACUGGGGGCACAGCAGAGUUUGACAUUAUGUUUCUUUUAAAUAUAAACUCAUUGUGCGGUGAGAGCGCUUUAGGAUAUUACCCCGAGAAAACCAUUCAGCAGACUUCCCUCUCUCUCUCUCCCCCCCUCUCUCUCUCCAUGUGUAAAUCUUUUGAUCCAUGCAUGGAACCUGUGAAGCCUUGAUCCAGCCCUUACACCACCAACCACUAGCAAAGUUGAGCAGCAACUAACAUUGAACAACAAAGAAUGUACUCUUUCGUAAGAUGUCAACGUACUUUGAGUUAAACAAUCUAAAAUAUUUCAAGUUAAACUGUUCAACAUUUGUGAAUACACUGUGUGACGUCAUGACACUCGAGAUCAUGGGCAUUAAAGCCUUUCAGUUUUAAAGAAAGAACAUUUUUAUGACGUCAAAUGCUCAUCACACAUGUUUUAAAAUUAUUAUUUGUAUGCAAUACACAUUACAACCAAUGCUCUGUCACAAUACACAUUACAACGAAUGCCCUGUCACAAUACACAUUACAACCAAUGCCCUGUCACAAUACACAUUACAACGAAUGCCCUGUCACAACACACAUAACAACCAAUGCUCUGUCACAACACACAUUACAACCAAUGCUCUGUCACAAUACACAUUACAACCAAUGCCCUGUUACAAUACACAUUACAACCAAUGCCCUGUUACAAUACACAUUACAACCAAUGCCCUGUCACAAUACACAUUACAACCAAUGCCCAGUCACAAUACACAUUACAACCCAUGCCCUGUCACAAUACACAUUACAACCAAUGCUCUGUCACAAUACACAUUACAAUCAAUGCCCUGUUACAAGACACAUUGCAACCAAUGUUCACAAUGCACAUUACAACCAAUGCCCUGUUACAAUACACAUUACAACCAAUGACCUGUUACAAUACACAUUACAACCAAUGCUCUGUCACAAUACACAUUACACCCACAACCAACGCCCUGUUACAAUACACAUUACAACCAAUGUUCUGUCACAAUACACAUUACAACCCAUGCCCUGUCACAAUACACAUUAUAACCAAUGCCCUGUCACAAUACACAUUACAAUCAAUGCCCUGUUACAAGACACAUUGCAACCAAUGUUCACAAUACACAUUACAACCAAUGCCCUGUUACAAUACACAUUACAACCAAUGCCCUGUUACAAUACCCAUUACAACCAAUGCCCUGUUACAAUACACAUUAAAACCAAUGCCCUGUCACAAUACACAUUACAACCAAUGCCCUGUUACAAUACACAUUACAACCAAUGCCCUGUUACAAUACACAUUACAACCAAUGACCUGUUACAAUACACAUUACAACCAAUGCCCUGUCACAAUACACAUUACAACCAAUGCUCUGUCACAAAGCACAUUACAACCAAUGCUCUGUUACAAGACACAUUACAACCAAUGCCCUGUUACAAUACACAGUACAACUAAUGCCCUGUUACAAUACACAUUACAACCGAUGCCCUGUUACAAUACACAUUACAACCAAUGUUCACAAUACACAUUACAACCAAUGCCCUGUUACAAUACACAUUACAACCAAUGCCCUGUUAUAAUACACAUUACAACCAAUGCCCUGUUACAAUACACAUUAAAACCAAUGCCCUGUCACAAUACACAUUACAACCAAUGCCCUGUUACAAUACACAUUACAACCAAUGCCCUGUUACAAUACACAUUACAACCAAUGCCCUGUUACAAUACACAUUACAACCAAUGCCCAGUCACAAUACACAUUACAACCAAUGCCCUGUUACAAUACAUAUUACAACCAAUGCCCUGUUACAAUACACAUUACAACCAAUGUUCACAAUACACAUUACAACCAAUGCCCUGUUACAAUACACAUUACAACCAAUGCCCUUUUACAAUACACAUUACAACCAAUGCCCUGUUACAAUACAUAAAUACAACCAAUGCCCUGUUACAAUACACAUUACAACCAAUGCCCUGUUACAAUACACAUUACAACCAAUGCCUUGUUACAAUACACAUUACAACCAAUGUUCACAAUACACAUUACAACCAAUGCCCUGUUACAAUACACAGUACAACUAAUGCCCUGUUACAAUACACAUUACAACCAAUGCCCUGUUACAAUACACAUUACAACCAAUGUUCACAAUACACAUUACAACCAAUGCCCUGUUACAAUAAACAUUACAACCAAUGCCCUGUUAUAAUACACAUUACAACCAAUGCCCUGUUACAAUACACAUUACAACCAAUGCCCUGUUACAAUACACAUUACAACCAAUGUCCUGUUACAAUACACAUUACAACCAAUGCCCUGUUACAAUACACAUUACAACCAAUGCCCAGUCACAAUACACAUUACAACCAAUGCCCUGUUACAAUACACAUUACAACCAAUGCCCUGUUACAAUACACAUUACAACCAAUGUUCACAAUACACAUUACAACCAAUGCCCUGUUACAAUACACAGUACAACCAAUGCCCUGUUAUAAUACACAUUACAACCAAUGCCCUGUUACAAUACACAGUACAACUAAUGCCCUGUUACAAUACACAUUACAACCAAUGCCCUGUUACAAUACACAUUACAACCAAUGCCCUGUUACAAUACACAUUACAACCAAUGCCUUGUUACAAUACACAUUACAACCAUUGCCCUGUUACAAUACACAUUACAACCAAUGCUCUGUCACAAUACACAUUACAACCAAUGCUCUGCCACACACACACAAUGUGUCUAUAUUUGUAGACAAUAAAUCUACAUAGUUUCAGAAUAAGUUAUGAUUUAAACCGUGGGUCCUCAAACAUUAUAUGAUCAGGGGACUGAUUCACUGUCUUGCCUAACUGACUGCCUACAGAUUGUCUUGCUAACUGACUGUAGAUUAACUGACCACUUCAUUGACUAACGUCAACGAUGCUAUACAGACAGACUGUAGAUUAACUGACCACUUCAUUGACUAACGUCAACGAUGCUAUACAGACAGACUGUAGAUUAACGCCGUCCCAACUUUUGAUGAGAUACAGACAGCGAUCCGCCAAAUGUCCAAUGGCAAAGUACCUGGCCCCCACAUGAUUCCUGCCGAAAUCUAAAAGGAGGGUGGACCAGCGCUGACGGAUAAGCUAUUGGGCUUAUUCCAAAUCAUCUGGCAGACGGAAACUGUACCACAAGACCUCAAGGAUGCCUCAAUCAUCCACCUGUACAAACACAAAGGUAACCACCAGACAUGCGACAAUCACCGCGGAAUUUCACUACUGUCCAUUGCAGGCAAGAUCUUGGCCCGAGCCCUUCUGAACCGCCUGAAUGCACAUCUGGAGCUAGGUCUCCUACCCGAAAGUCAAUGCGGUUUCUGGAAAAAACGCGGAACCAUCGAUAUGGUGUUUGCUGCUAGACAGCUUCAAGAGAAAUGCCAGGAACAAAAUACAGACCCAUAUUUAUCGACUUGAAUAAGGCCUUUGACAGGGUCAAUAGAGCUGGCUUGUGGAAAAUCAUGAAGAAAUACGGAUGCCCAGACAAGUUCACAAACAUCAUCCGUAAGCUGCAUGAUGGUAGGUUGGCCCGAGUACAGGACAACGGUCAAUCAUCUCCAGCAUUCCCCGUCACAAACGGUGUAAAACAGGGUUGUGUUCUUGCUCCCACACUCUUCAGUAUUAUGUAUUCCGUAUGUCUCGACAUCAGGUGGCAAGACAAAGUCCCCGACAACGAGGUCCUCGCUAGAGCGAACCUACCUAGUAUCUUCACCACUCUGAUGCAGUCUCAGCUCCGUUGGAUGGGACACGUAGCCCGUAUGGCAGACCACCGGCUCCCGAAACAAAUAUUCUUUGGAGAACUCACGAUAGGCAAGCGCUCCCAAGGAGGCCAAAGAAAGCGUUACAAAGACUCACUGAAAGUGGCACUAAAGGCCUUCAGCAUAAACCCUACUCAGUGGAUGCAGACAGCCCAGGACAGAGCCAGACGGAGAGCUGCUGUCAAGAAGGGGGCUAAAUCCCAUGAAGCUAAGAGAAUAACCACAGCUGAGACACGCAGGCUUGUCCGAAAGAGCAACAUUAGGUCAUCGCCUGAAGCAACGAUUCCAUGCCCACGGUGUCAUAGAUUAUUCCGAGCAAGGAUCGGUCUAACAAGCCACCUAAGAGCUCACCGUAAUCCCACCCCCCCCCUGCCCGCCCCUAACCGGAUGAUUCGAUGGUCCUUGUCGACUUCGACGGACGAACAACAUAGAUUAACUGACCACUUCAUUGACUAACGUCAACGAUGCUAUACUGACAGACUGUAGAUUAACUGACCACUUCAUUGACUAACGUCAACGAUACUUUACAGACAGACUGUAGAUUAACUGACCACUUCAUUGACUAACGUCAACGAUGCUAUACUGACAGACUGUAGAUUAACUGACCACUUCAUUGACUAACGUCAACGAUGCUAUACAGACAGACUGUAGAUUAGCUAACCACUUCAUUGACUAACGUCAACGAUGCUAUACAGACAGACUGUAGAUUAGCUAACCACUUCAUUGACUAACGUCAACGAUACUUUACAGACAGACUGUAGAUUAACUGACCACUUCAUUGACUAACGUCAACGAUAUUUUACAGACAGACUGUAGAUUAACUGACCACUUCAUUGCCUAACGUCAACGAUGCUAUACAGACAGACUGUAGAUUAGCUAACCACUUCAUUGACUAACGUCAACGAUGCUAUACAGACAGACUGUAGAUUAGCUAACCACUUCAUUGACUAACGUCAACGAUGCUAUACAGACAGACGUUUGGAAAAGAUGGCAUGCUGACGCUAAAGAAAGAAGUCAUCGCCAAGAUAGACGCCAUGACACCACAAGCUCCUCUCCCAUCUCUGAAAUACCCAAGUGUAACAGUCCUAGGGGCGCUAACCAGUAUAGAGGUAAUGACGCUAGUCUCAUAGCAUGAGUUAUAUUUCUUUCAUUCAGCCCCAUUGCGCGGACGCGUAGGUGAAGAAAAAAAAUUGUCCUUCACUCAUUUCGAAUAAAAUAAUUUCUGAAAAAUGUAUAAUUAAAUUUAUAAUCAGAUGUAUGUUCAAUAAUAUUUUCAUAUGUGUGAUGGCGAAGCCAUCGUUUUACGUCAAGGGCUACUAACCGGUUUGGCAUAAACUCGUCAGAUCAGAACUAUAUGACGCUACUUGUUUUAAAUUUUAAAUUGUUUGACCUAAUGAUAAAGAAUGCUUCAAGUAUUAUUGAUAACAGCUAAUCUUUCUAUGUUUUUAAAUGUGCAUACCUUUAGUCCGAACUGGGCAGCUACCUGACCGCUGUCUGGCCCAACCCUCGUCUUGAAGACCUGGGGCUGUACACCUGUGACGCCACCGUGGUGGGUGAAUUCGGGGUACUUGAGCCCCUGACCGCUGCCCUCCAGAUAACAAGUGCAAGUAAGUAUUCUCGAUAUUGGCCCUUAGGCUGCACGCCAUUGGUGAGAUCUUGGAUAUAUAACGGCUCAGUCUAAGUCGUUAUAGAAAAAAUGGACAUAUUCUCACAUGAGAGAGGUAUAGUGGACAUUUCUCGGCAGCCCAUACAACAAGUGAAUACAAAUCCACCACUCCUGGCUUCGUCAUAGAACUCUUAAAAAGAUUUGACAUCCCCCCUCCCUCAAAGACAGGCGAGAAAAAGCUCCGUUUAACAUUGCUAUAUAAAGUGGUCGAGUGGCUAGGGCUGGCCAUCUCAGCUAACACGUAUCUCACCCCACAGAAGCCAGGUCGCUUAAUCAGAGCCUAACGCUCAAUAAACACUGACUUCACCUCUGACAACUCCAUGAGCAUUCACACCCGGAACAAUGAUAAUUGCUCCACUGUGCCUCGGUGUAGUACAGUUCAAUAUAAACAAUCAUUCUUCCCACGGACAAUAAUUGCUUGGAACGAACUGGACAAUGCCGCCGUGGACUCGACAUCAAUCGAGAGUUUCAAGGCUGCCCUGGCACCCUCUAGGAGCCGUUAGGAUACCUACAUCGCUUCCGAAACAAUUGCACAUGUGCCAGUACAUGGAUGCAGCAACGUACCCUAUCAGAAUCAGAACAACAUAUCGGGGGGAAGAAAGGAAAAUGCGAUUCGUGUGCAAAAAACGGCACGCUCAUAAAAAAAUAAAUAAAUUCUACUUUGAAUAUUUAUACGUCUGAGAAAUAAAUAAAGAAAUAUAUUUUUUUAAACAUGUCCUGUGCAUUGAUUAAUUUGGGUAAGAAGAGUAACUUUGGUGGCGUCUCUGUUGUUGUUUUGUUGUUGUUUUUUUAUCAUUGAGGACUUUUACUUUACAGACCCCGUAGUGGACAGAGUGCUUGUCGCUCUCGUAGCUUUGGAAGCCAAGCUGGACGGCUUCAACCAGACUCUGGUGUCUUUCCAAACACAGCUGGACAACGUAACAGCCGAAGGUGGGUGCCUAGAAGCGCGAUCCACAUGUUCGGCAUUGGGGGGGGGGGGGGGUCCCCUAAUUUCUUUNAGUAUUGGAAUCUUUCCUGACGAAAGAUUCAGCAAUUGUGUCCCACAAAGUAUAUUUGCUCUGUCGACAUUAACAGUGAAGGGUCUACCACAUUUUUGGGUGAUGGUUUCUUACAAUAAAGAUUUAAUUUUAAGCUGUGUGACUGUAAUGAGUUGAGCCAACUAGGGGGGGGGGGAAGGAAAUUUUUUUUACAAUUGCCGACAAGGAUUCGUAACGGCCGGCAUUUCCAGACUAAUGAACAACUGCAGACUUACUCCCCAGGACCUCGGGGGAUUUAUCAUAGGAGCCAAAACAUUGAAUAAUGUAUUCAAAAUAUUUAAACAGAAAUAUUUGUAACUGUAUGACGCCACCCAGGCCAAUCCUUGUUGGCAAUAUGUUGUCACUGAUCUUCUUAAACACCUUGUCACUUUACAGCUCAACUCCGAGAAGCAGCCCUUUCAGAGCAGUUGGCUACUACAGCAGCACCAACAACUACUACAACAACUGCAGCACCAACUACCGUAACAGAUGAGACAACGACCAGCGCCGGAACUACCCCGGCUGAGACGACCACAACUGCCGCCCCUACAGGUACCAAAGAAGGAAAUAAAUUGUUAGCCUAGGUCAGAGGUCAUCAAUGUCUACGGGUGGCCCCGCAUGUGGUUCUCAUCAUGCGAACCAUGCCUGUGACAUAAUACAAUAAUUCUUAGCAAUUCUUCCAUACAGCCCAUAAACAAGACAUAUAAUGGGGUUAGACCAGUCAUGAUUUUAAAAUUUGAGGAGAAGAGAUCAAGUAAUUUGGUUUCACUUUAGCAUCAUUGGUCCCAUGUCAAGUAAGCAUGAAUUUAAUGACGAUACCAUGAAUUAAUGUCGACAGCAUCAAUUGAAAGGAUAGAAAUGGUUCAGAUUGAAUUUAUACAGAGUUUCUCUAUCUAUUUAUCGCUGGGUCUGAUUCAAUGGGCCCUAACUUAACUUACUGGAAUCGCUUGGUCUGAUUUAAUGGGCCCUAACUUAACUUACUGGAAUCGCUUGGUCUGAUAUAAUGGGCCCUAACUUAACUUACUGGAAUCGCUUGGUCUGAUUUAAUGGGCCCUAACUUAACUUACUGGAAUCGCUUGGUCUGAUUCAAUGGGCCCUAACUUAACUUACUGGAAUCGAGUUAAGAUACAACGACAAUAUUUUGGAAACAACCAGAAUUGAACAAAAAAAAGCAUGCGUCAUUCACGGGCAAGUUACUCUGAACGUCCCCGUACUAGUUAGGAGGUGCUCUUUUUUAUUCUAAAUACCCCCCCCCCCCUUUUUUUUUUUUUCCCUUUUCUUUUAAAAACACCCUCAGUUCAAACUGAAUAUUUUAAAAACAAAUCUAAAUAUUUUUUUACCACAGCGUCCAUCAUUGAUCAGCUGAUACUAGCCCUUGAGAUCAUCACCGUACGACUAGACACUGUUAACACCACAGUUACCGCUCUUGAAGAUAAGGUAACAGCUUUCGAGGCGGUCAACGUGACAGUGUCCUCCCUUGAAGAGAAAGUAACCGCAUUGGAAGCCGUCAACGACACGGUUGUGGUCCUUGAGGAGAAGCUCGUCGCGUUUGAGGCGGUCAACGCCUCGGUGGUCGUCAUCGAAGAGAGGCUGGUCGCCUUGGAGGCGGUCAACGCCUCGGUGACCGCUCUUGAAGAAAAGGUCACCACGUUUGAGUCCAUCAACGCCUCGGUGGUCGUCAUCGAAGAGAAGCUGGUCGCCUUGGAGACGGUCAACGCCUCGGUGACCGCUCUUGAAGAAAAGGUCACCGCGCUAGAGUCCAUCAACGCCUCGGUGGAGGUCCUUGAAGAGAAAGUGGCCGCGCUCGAAUCACCAG
Molecule: messenger RNA, 11020 nt
Organism: Lymnaea stagnalis (great pond snail)
Lineage: Eukaryota; Metazoa; Mollusca; Gastropoda; Lymnaeidae
Source: the annotation of a GenBank genome assembly